AGAUCCUUCGAAUUACGCAUGCGCAUUUCUGUUAAAGAGAUGCUACAAUGGGUUCGCUGGGUGGAUAACAAAUAUAUAACGUAAACAAAGUAGGAGCGACUCUUUAACAAGGAUUUUAUAAAAAUAUGGGAUUUUUGGAUGAGUAAGUGUGAUUAACAUGAAUUUCAUGAGGAAUAUAUAGCUGUGGGAGAAUAUGGCUUUAGUCACUGUUCAGAGGUCACCGUGCGGAACUAACUCCCCUGGUGCAUCCACUAACGAAGUGGACGGUCCCGAUUCACCAGAUGGGGAUGAAGAAAGUACAGAUAAGAAAGGGAUCAGUGAGUGUUAUUUUGCUGUGAAGGGUGCUGCUCUUGUCUUACCUCAUGAUGAAUGUUUGCAUGUCCACCACAGAAAAAAUAUUGCAAAUGGAGCCUGUGAUAUUCAACAACAUUUGCAAUCAAUGCUCUACUUACUUCAUGCAGAUGACAUUCUUAAAAUGGCGGUUAAACUUGAAAGCAUCCAUAGUGGCCGCACUCGAUACCUAGUUGUUGUUUAUCAUAAUGCUGGAGAACAUCAAGGGGAGGAGAGCUGUUUAUUGGGUAUUGAUUGCAAUAAAGAAACCACCAUAGGUCUACUACUUCCAGUAUGGGCUGACACAAGAAUAACUCUUGAUGGUGAUGGGGGUUUCAGUGUUACUUCCAGUGGAAAUCAUCAUAUAUUUAAACCUGUAUCUGUCCAAGCUAUGUGGUCUGCUCUGCAGACUCUCCACAAAGCUAGUUCCAAAGCUAGAGAAAAUAAUUACUUUAAAGGCGGUGGAACACACCACUGGUUGGAAUAUUAUGAGAAAAGAAUUGCAUCCGAUAGGUCCUGCCUCAAUGAGUGGCAUGCAAUGGAUGAUAUUGAAUCCAGACGUCCACCUUCUCCUGACACUAUUCGUUUACAACCUACAGAGCGAGAAGAGACAGAAAGACAUAUCAGAAUGAAACUGAAAGAAAUCAUGAUGUCAGUGGAUUUGGAUGAAGUCACUAGUAAAUAUAUUCGUACUCGACUUGAAGAAAUUCUGGACAUGGAUUUGAAAGAGUACAAACCAUUCAUUGACCAAGAAAUGCUGACAAUAUUGGGUCAAAUGGAUUCUCCAACUGAAAUUUUCCAAUAUCUCUACUUAGGAUCUGAAUGGAAUGCCUCCAACUUGGAAGAAUUAGUUGUUAAUGGUAUUGGACACAUUUUGAAUGUUACAAGAGAAAUUGAUAACUUUUUUCCUGGUAUGUUUGAUUAUCAAAAUAUUCGGGUAUAUGAUGAUGAAUCCACUGAAAUAUUACAUUAUUGGGAUAAGACCUAUCGAUAUAUUAGGAGAGCGAAGGAUGAAGGCUCAAAAGUAUUAGUGCAUUGUAAGAUGGGAAUCAGUCGUUCUGCAUCAGUUGUGAUUGCAUAUGUCAUGAAAGCAUAUGACUGGGAUUUACAAAGAGCUUUGGAAUUUGUGAAAACUAAACGAGGUUGCAUCAAACCAAAUUCUGGUUUUUUGAAACAGCUAGAAAUAUAUCAAGGAAUUUUAGAUGCCAGCAAGCAACGUCAUAAUAGCCUGUGGCGUUCAAAGUCUGAAACAAACCUGAAAUCUGCUUCUAAAUCAAAGAAAAAAGAAGAUGAUGAUGAUAAGAAGAAGCAAAAAGUUCCUGAAAAAAGUGAAUCCCUUCACCAUCUGACUAUAAGCAGUAGCUUUUCACCCCGACCCAAAUCCUGGUCACCCAGUGAAGCUGUGGCAGACAUAUUGUUUCCUACAAAAAGUAAUCAUGAAAAACUUUCUAGUGGCCAAACUUUUAGCUCACAGCAUCUUGAAAAUUUAAAUUAUAACUUAAAAACUACCAGUUCUCUGAAUGACUUUGUGCAAUCCAAAGCAAAACAGAGUACUGAAAGUAAUAAAGAACUUCUAAAUAGCAAUGCACCAUUACCCAGAGUAUCAUCCAUAAAGGAUAGAAUAAAUGAAUUGGAAUUGCAAGUGACAUCCACCAGUGAUAAAUUAGUGAAAAGUGAACUGAAAUCCCCAACAUCUCAGAAUCGCUCAGGCCUUGUGUUUAGUUUAGCAAAUCAGUUUGAGUCUGGAUCUAAGCCUUCCUCGCCUGUUGAUGAAGGUUUAGUUAUGAAAACAUCUCUAGAGGAUGCAAUAGUUCAGCCUGUUAUGUCCCAAAUGAAACCACCUGUUUGCAAACACCAUGCAGUUCUUGUGAAGCCUGAGUGGCCUGAAGACAGUAGACCAAUGCCAGAAUCUGUCCAGCUUAGUGAUAGUAUACUUCUUCAAAAUGUCAAAAUUAAUUCCAAAAUGCCUCAACAUAUCCAAUCUAGUAUGAGCAGCAGGUCAUCAGAUGAAUCCUGUGAUAGUUCUGCACAAAAAGUUGGUGAUGAAUCCUCUCUUAAAACUAGUCACUUGGCUUUCAUGCCUUUGAAUGCCUACACAAACUCCUAUUCACGAGGUUCAAUGGACAAAAGGCCAGGUCAAAUUCAGCAAAAUUUGCCAGAUCUUUGUCAGCCUACUGCAACUUAUUCUAGCCUAAGUGAUAAGAAAAUUGCUGGGAUGCAACUUCCUUGUCUAAAUACUGAAAAAAAUUUAAUUAUUAAUAUGAAAGAUGUGAAUAAAGUUUUGGAGCCCCUUUCACCCAUCAAAAACCCAUUUAAAAACCUGGACAAUUCAUUGGUCACCUCUUCUCAAGCACAUUUGCCUGCAAUGUGUUGUGCCAAUCAUGGUGAUAUGCUGCCUCAACCUAACUAUUUUUAUGACAAAGAAGAUAUUCCUUUUACUCCUGGUAAAGUUUUGCGUACCAAGCAGAAAAUUGAAGAAAAGAACUUAACUCGAACAAUGUCUUUCGACAGUGGGUUUCCUUUACAAACUCGCUCCACGCCGUCCACUCCUCCAGAAUCCGAGUCUGGAAAGCUCAUCCGGCGUUCUCACAGUCUCCGCAAUGAUUGCCGAUCAACCAUUUCAUUUUGUGGCAAAUGGUAUCCACUUCCUGCUCUUGCAUCUGAUGCCCCAUUAUCUUUCAAGAGGAGCUCGCAAUGUCUGCAAAACAACACUGUGAAUCUCAGUGUGAGUACUCCAUCAGUGGUUGAAGCAGUCAACAGGGUGAUCUGUGGAACGCAGGAAGUCCUCUCCAGUGCCAUUCCUUUUAUGCCCCACCAAAAAAAGGCAUCCUCAAGCUCAGAUUCUGACUUUGACUUUGGGAGUGCCAGUUCCCUGCCAGACAUUGACUCCAGGGAUCCAACUAAGAGCCCUCCUACACAUCGAGAGAGUCCUGUUCCUGGUCUUGUCAAGCUGCAGCGGGAAAUACUAGAAAACAAGGCUACCAAACCUUUAAUUGAUAGGUUUAGUGCUGAAAGCAACAAAAAAAAAGAUGCAUUAAAGUUACUCGCCUCUGAGCAAGGAAGUUCCCUAGUCAUAUCUGAUGCAUCAAAAUGUGAAGCUAUCAAAGAGAGUGGGAUUGUUAAAAGACUAAAGAAAGAACUGGAAGCAAAAUCCACUUCAGACAUUAGCAAGAAAGAGAGAAACAUGGGAGCAGGUCUCCCGGAAGCAGAAGACACUGAACAAUGUGGAAGUAAAUUUAAUGUUAAUGUAUAUUCUUCAGCAGAAAAACAUAAUUUACCUCCUGGUUCAGAUCCUCUAAUUCCUAAAUUAAGAACAUCCCCAUGUUCCUCUACUGGAAAGAAAACUACAUUGGAAGAACAGAAAGCUCCUCCCACGCCCCACAGAAAAACCAGUCUGGAUCUAAGCUUUAUGCAGAAAAGGUUUCCGCUCAAUAUCAAAUUUGGUUCUCAACCAACAGUACCUAAUGUGAAGCCAAAUUCUCGGACUACUUUCAGUGUAGAAUGCAAAGCUCCAUGUGAUGUACCUUCUGCUACCCCUUCUUCUGAUCUCCUUGCCAAAACAUGUAUGAGUGAUAUUCCACCGAUUGGAUUGCCCAGAAAGAUGCGUAAACAACAGGGCAGUACCCAUCCUCUAAGUAAAUUAAUCAAACAAAGGCACCCAAAUCCACUUUAUAAUACUAUGUAAAAAUGAAAAGCAUAUGCAUUAUAUUCAAAUCAUAUGAAAUCAUCCAUUUGAAUACUGUAUAAACUUUUUUUGUAAAAUGAAAUUUUAUAUGUUCAAAAUCAGUUCUGUAAAAAUACAUACUUAACUCUUAAACGGCAUUCAUUAAAUGUUAUAGUAUUACAUACAUAUAGGCCUAGAUGCAAACAAUUCAUUAGUUCUAGACCAAAAAGGAAAAGAAAAAAAAAACCAUAAUUAAUGACACCAAACCGUUAAGAUAAACAAUGACUCGGCUUUUAUAGAAACGAAAAUAAUUUCAGUGCUUAUAUUUUGUUUGAAAAAUUAAUCAUUUAAAGUUUUUCAUGUAUAUUUUAAUAUUUGUUAAUUGUUGAGUUGAGUUUUGAAAAAGUGAAAAUUUUAAUAAAAUAUUUUAUCUAAAAAAUAAAGUCGUGCAUUUUUUAUGAUCAAAUAGCUUUGAUAAUUCAAAAAGAGGACACAUAAUUAAAAUAUUAUAAGAAAAAAAAUUCUCAUAACAGAACUGAAUAAUCAGAGCUUCCCGAUAGCUUUUGAUGCAUAUUCACAGGUGCACAUCAAACAUCCAAUGGAAAUACAUGCAACUUUAUCCUCUUAGUUGAUAGAAAAUUCAUUCUAUGAGCAUGUUUUUUCUUGGCCAUUUUGCUAUCUAUUUGUAAUUUUGUAUUGUAAAUAUCUGAAAAAAGUUGAUAUUGUAUUAGCUCAUCUGAGUUAAUUGUGGCAAAGUUAUGUAGCGCACAUUAAUUUAAUUUUAUAAAGUGCCUUUUUGUGCCGAUUAAAGUGAUCUAGCCUGUAAUUGUCUAUAUAUUUCAGAAGUAAUUUUUAUAUUUUUCUCUGAAAGUAUCAAAUGAAAGAUUUUAUAGCAAGUGUAAAUUUUGGAUUUGAAAAUAAACCAUGUUACUGAAUUAAUAGCAUGCUUAAUACUUAAUUUUAUGUCAUAAUUAGUAACUUAAUGCAUUUAACAUUCUUAAAAAUAUGAAAAAUUACAGCUAUAUCAUUUGUAUAAUUAAUAUGUUUGUAUUGAUAUUUAAUUUACUGUGCCUUUGAUAUAAUUUUACCUGUUCCAAGAUUUUUUUAAUACCUUAAGUAGGAUCAAUAUAUUUGCAAUUUUGUAACUCCAAUCCUUUUUUAUAAUAGAUUUUAUAAAAUAUGUAGGCCAGUUUUUGUUGCUGUUUUAAUUUAAUUUUUUUCAAACAAUUUGCCUGUUGGAAAACCAUGUAUCAUUUUCUGGUAUGAAUGUAAUAUAUAGGAAAUGCAUGUUCUGAAUGAGACCUUUAUUAGUGUGAUGUACAGGUUUGCUUGCUUUUAUGCAAAUUUCAUCAAUGUUCUGUUUGUAAGUAAUUGAGAGAUUAUUUAAAAAGCAGUUGUAAUUAAAAUAAAUUGAAAAUACCUUA
This is a messenger RNA of Argiope bruennichi, 5418 nucleotides long. RefSeq lists its product as uncharacterized. Gene Ontology annotation, biological process: negative regulation of actin filament polymerization; actin cytoskeleton organization; protein dephosphorylation. The transcript has 14 exons. Gene Ontology annotation, cellular component: cytoplasm. NCBI's taxonomy places the organism in Eukaryota, Metazoa, Arthropoda, Arachnida, Araneae, Araneidae. The record is from RefSeq and is a predicted model, not a curated record. The coding region runs from base 194 to 4015 and encodes 1273 amino acids. Gene Ontology annotation, molecular function: actin binding; protein tyrosine/serine/threonine phosphatase activity.